Molecule: messenger RNA, 6716 nt
Organism: Chironomus riparius
Lineage: Eukaryota; Metazoa; Arthropoda; Insecta; Diptera; Chironomidae
Source: the annotation of a GenBank genome assembly
GAGAGGUGAUUUUAUUUUUUCUUGAAGAGUUUUGUGCUUCAAAUUAUUAUUAUGAAAAAAAAGUGAAACUCUUUUUAGAAAAGAAAAAAUUAUGAAUCAACUGUGAAGAUUUCGUUGUUAUAAGAAAAGUGAUGUGAAAAAAAAAGAUUGAAUAAACUCGCAAGUGCUAAACGAGAAAAUGCUUUGAUGAUCAUCACAUAGAAAUGUGCGUGUGAGAAUUAGUCUGAGGAAGAAAUUGUCAACGUAUCGAAUGUGUUUAUAGAAAAAUAAAAUAAAAAAAUAAAUAGAAGUGAAAAAAAAGAGAUGAAAAAUUGGGAGCACUUACAAAUCAUCAUAAGAAUUAUGUAGCUGUGAAAAUAUUAACAGAAAUAAAAUUUAUUUUAGUUUAAUCAUUUGAUGAGACAUUUAAGAUUUUUUCCUCUUCGUAAGCACAAGAAGCUGCUCAGUCGUUGACGCACAAGACGGAAAUUUAUUUCGCAAAAGAAAAAUUAUUUUAUUAUAUUUUAAUGAUGAUGUUGAUGAGUCAGUGAAGAAAUUAAUAAGAUGCACAACUGCAAACGGAUGGAAAUUUACAUUACUAUAUUAGCAAUUCUCCUUUGUGCUGUUCAUGCACUAGAGCCGCCAAAAAUUAUUGAGCAUCCAAUGGAUGCAGUCGUGCCGAAACAUGAUCCCGUAACAUUGAAGUGCAAGGCUGAAGGUUCCCCGUCGCCCGUCAUUGAAUGGUAUAAAGACGGUUAUCCAUUAAAAAUAGAACCGGGAUCACAUCAAAUGUUUCUUCCAACUGGUGACUUGUUCUUCCUUAAAGUCGUUCAUUCACGUCGUGAGAGUGAUGCUGGCGUUUAUUGGUGUGAGGCGAAAAAUGAACUUGGUGUGGCAAAAAGUCGUAAUGCGACAUUACAGGUUGCCGUUCUUCGAGAUGAAUUUCGUCUCGAUCCGCAAAAUACUCGAGUUGCUCAAGGUGAAACGGCAAUGCUAGAAUGCGGUCCGCCAAAGGGAAGUCCUGAGCCGAUUAUAUCGUGGAGAAAGAAUGGACAAACAAUGGAUUUGACUGGCUCGAAAAGAGUUCGCAUUGUGGACGGCGGCAAUUUAUUAAUACAAGAUGCUCGACAAUCGGAUGAUGGUCGAUAUCAGUGCAUUGCAAAGAACAUUGUUGGAGUGCGAGAAUCGACAAUUGCCUUCCUAAAAGUUCAUGUCAAGCCAUUCCUAAUCCGUGGACCUCAAAAUCAAACAGCAGUCACCGGCAGUUCUGUCAUAUUUCAAUGUCGUGUGGGCGGUGAGCCAUUACCUGAUGUUUUAUGGCGUCGUACGGCAUCAGGUGGAAACAUGCCUUUAGGUCGAGUUCACAUACUUGAAGAUAGAAGUUUGAAAAUUGAUAACAUUACUAUGGACGAUAUUGGAGAGUAUAGUUGUGAGGCAGACAAUGCUGUUGGUACGAUUGUGGCCAGUGGAAUGCUGCUUGUUUAUUCACCACCAUCAUUCACACUACGUCCAAAGUCACAAAUUGGAGAACUAGGAAGUGAAGUCAUUUUUGAAUGUCAAGCGACCGGAUAUCCAGAGCCAACUUUAUUCUGGACAAUCGAAGGUAAUCGAUCGCUCAUCUUACCAGGAAUGAAGCUUAAAAAAAGUGAAGCAACAUUAACAGCCGAUGGAGGCAGUCUUUUAUCAAUUAAUGAGAUUGACAGAAGUGAUAAUGGAAAGGUUGUUGUGUGCAGUGCUGUAAAUAGUGUUGGAAGUGUCAGCACAAGAGUUGUUUUGUCAGUUAAUCUUCAAGAUGAUUCACCACCUCCACAAAUCAUUCAAGGACCUGUGAAUCAAACAUUACCGAUUAAAUCUGUUGCAUCGUUGCCAUGUCGAGCUAUUGGAACACCAAAGCCAGUUAUAAGCUGGUAUAAGGAUGGAAUUCCAGUUGCUCAAUCUGAUAAAAUUACAAUUGAGGACAAUGGAUUGCUGACAAUAACAGAAUUGAAUAAAAAUGACGAUAUUGGACUUUAUACGUGCGUAGCAAGCAGCAAAAGUGGAAAAUCAACAUGGAGUGGGUUCCUGAAAAUUGAAAAUCCAACAAAUCCAAAUAUCAAGUUCUUCCGAGCACCUGAACUAUCGACGUUCCCCGGCCAACCAGGCAAGCCACAAAUAAUUGAAAAGACUGACACAAGCAUAACAUUAUCAUGGAUCCGAAGCAAUGCAAUUGGUGCUUCCAGCUUACUCGGAUACACGCUCGAAAUGUUUGCCAGAAACUCGACAGAUGGUUGGGUGCAAGUUGCCAAUCGAAUACAAAAUACAACGUACAAAAUUAUUGGAUUAACGAGCGGUGCUUCUUAUUAUUUUGCUGUACGUGCUGAAAAUUCUCAUGGCGUUUCAGGACCGAGUCAAUUGUCGGAACCAAUUACAAUUGGAGUGGAUGAAAUGAAUACAGAUUUGGAUCUAAGUGAGGCACGAGCAAGUCUACUGUCGGGAGAUGUUGUUGAGCUAAUUAAUGCCACAUCUGUUGAUUCAACAAGUAUGAAAUUAUUGUGGGAGAUAAUAAAUGGAAAAUAUGUUGAAGGAUUUUACAUUUAUGCGCGCAACAUCGAUGAUAGUAAUGAACAUCAACCAUCAUCAUACAAAAUGCUGACUGUUUUAAAUGCAGGCAGUGGAGCAUCAUCAUGUAAAAUUAGCGGAUUACAGAAAUUUACCACGUAUGAAUUUUUUAUUGUGCCUUUCUACAAGGCUGUUGAAGGCAAACCAUCAAAUUCACGAACAGCUCGAACGCUUGAGGAUGUUCCAAGUGAGCCGCCAUCAAAUAUGGAAGCAAAAUUGCUCAACGAAUCGACAGUUUACAUUAAAUGGAGAGCACCACCUGCCAAAUUUUAUAAUGGUGUACUAAAAUCUUACAAUGUGAUUGUACGUGGCGUGAAUAUUUAUGAGAAUAUCUCCAAAAUUCUCACAAACAUAACAAUUGACUCAGCGAGCUCAUCAAUAAUGCUAGCAAAUUUAACGGAAGGUGUUACGUAUACCGUGAGUGUUGCGGCCAUCAAUCGAAUUGGUAUAGGACCUUACAGCACACCGGCAAUUUUACGACUUGAUCCAAUUACAAAACGACUCGAUACAUCGUUUACUUAUCGUUUCCCAUUAAAUAAUGAUCACAUGGAUGACUUUCUCACACAACCUUGGUUCAUCAUACUCUUGGGAACAAUUUUAGUCAUUAUGAUGCUAUCGUUUGGCAUCAUGGUGUUCAUAAAACGAAAGCAUAUGCUCAUGAAGCAAUCUGCAUUCAAUGGUCUCGCAGGACCAGCAGCUGGUGGUGCUGUAAAAAUACAAAAUGUGCCUGGAGGCAACGAUGGGUAUUGGUUAGAUCCAUCCGGAAUCAUAUGGCGUUCAAAUCCUCGAUCGAAGGGGAGUCUUAUUGCAGAUUAUGCUCCAGUUUGUACGUCAACAACAACAACGACACUUCCGGUCGAUGAAGAAUCGACUGCGAGAGCUCGAUUCAUGGGAGAAUACACAGACUAUCCGGCAGAUUAUGCUGAAGUGUCAUCAUAUCAAAGUGGCCAGCAAUCGCCUGCUCCAUAUGCUACAACAACAUUAAUUGGCAGCUCAAAACUCGCUUCAAAUGAUUCACAUCGUUUCAACAAUAUGUUUUACAAAACAGACAUCUAUCCAAAUGCUGCAAAUGCUGUUGCUAUGAUGCAAAAUGGCAAUAAUAAUAACAACAACAGCAAUACUAAUAAUUACAAUAGAAGUAUACAUUCAGAAUCAUAUUGCAAUAAUAAUAAUAAUAGUAAUAAUAAAAUAAAUAUUGUUGAGAAUCGCAUGGCCAACACAAUGAUGCCAAAUAUGUUUAAUCAGCACCAACCGAAUGGCAUUAAAAUGUCCUCAAACAAACGCAAUCGACUGAAGCUGAUGAAGCCGCAAAGCAUACGAAAUUAUUUUAGUAAUAGUCCAAAUGAGCAGUUGUAUGUGAAAGUUGGUGAAAUAAAUCAAAUUGGUCCACAUUCGAAUUCAUCACAACAAUCACAUACGCCGCAGUCGACACAGAGUGGCUCCAUAAAUUGGAGUCAACAUAAUUUUAAUAUUUAUGAGAAUCAAUUGCAUAAUCAUAUGAAUGGAAGCGCUACAAUGACUAAUGAACCUGAUCGUAAUGAUGUUGAUGACGACGAUGAUAAUAAAGAAUUUAUUUAUGAUGGAAAUCAUAGUAUAAUGAGCUACAUGAGCUCAAAAGAUUUUCCUGAGAAUGUGUAGAAUGAAAAGGAUUGUGCGGAGAAGAAAGGAAACUUGGAGAGAACCUGAACAAAAUGUGAAAGGGAAUUAAAUUGUUGAGUGAAUUUUUUUGCAUGGAAAAUUGGGUCAUGGAGUCGGUUUUGUUGACUGUUGUGGCCGUUGCUGAGGAGAAUAAUUGGCUUAUGGACAGAAAAAACUGCGUGCAUGUGCCAUGGAGAUUUAGAAGAGUUCAUAAUAAUACACAUAAAGUCAUCCAUGCAACAAAUGCGCUCAAAUAUUAAUUCAUCCCAACAAGCAUCUUCCUUACCUAUUAUGUGUCUUAGUGACUUAAAUGAGAAGCAACAAAACUUUUAAUCUCCACGUCAAUAUGUAUGUAGAGUUGAGAAAGAAGAAAAAAAAAACACAGCAAAAGGAGCUUAACAACAUAAAAAAGCUUUUUUUCAUUUCUUUCAUUUAUUUCUGUUGCCAUUUUUUUUUCUUCUACUUCUUUUCUCAUUCUAUAGAAACCUAAUUAAUGUAAUUCGACACUAAUUAUUUCCCCCACUCCCCCGUUUCCAUCCACAUUUUAAAUGGCUUUGUUCUUGAUUUUUCCUUGUGCUUGUUCAACCACAGUGAAUGAAUGCAAGCACAAUGCGUUCUUUAUGUUCAUUUCUGAUACUAUAAAUAUUUUAUAAAAAUGCUAUAAGCGGGAUGCAUUAUCUACUGAGAUGUUGCUUCAGCGUGCUUUCGCAAUUGAAAUCUCAUUAAAUAAAAAGAAAAUUGAAAUAAUAAUCAUGAUGAGGAAAAUAUUGCUGUUUCUGAAUAAUGGAGAAUUAUGGACAUUGAGAAGAGAUUUGCUGAUGAAUUGUGGAAUCUAUGAGGUGGAGGGGAAAUUAUUCAAUGCUAAUUAAAGAGCGUUUUCAUAAAGUUAAAUCUGGAAAUGGCUUUUAAUUUGUUUUCAAGGAGAGAUGAUGCAAUGAAAUUGUGGCAAAUAAAGCUAUAUGGUAAAGGGACGAUAUCAGAGGUUUACCUCUUACAUCUGGAUUUACUCAGAUCGUUCUACGAAAGUGUCGAAAAACCAAAGUACAACGUUAAAGUAAAUUUUCUGGUAUUUCUCAAAAAUAUGGAGUUUAGUCAUGCUCAGGCCAAUUUUGCAGUUACAAACUUCAGACCCCCCUCCAACUUCUGUGUGUCAUUUAUGAACAGCCCUUGAAUAAAAAUCCUUUAUCGACACCAAUUUAAGACUAGUGACAAAUCUAGUACAGAAGUAAGCACAGGCGCGUAGCCCCCUUUGAGAAGGCGCGUGAUAACAGAACUUUCUACAUUUUGCUAGGGUUUUCAUAAAAAUUACUACAAAUCCCAAACUCCCGCAUAAAUUUUCCAUAUAAAAAAUUGCUCCCUCCCACUAUUGCUGACUAUUCCCUUUGGGUAGACAACCUUUUUUGUGCCAAGGCACAUUUUUGUUGGUAGCAAGCCAUAACCAAAACCAAGUUUGUAAGAUUUCUCGAUUUUUCAAACUAGUGUGCCGCAACACAUAGGUAGUUCACUAGGCUUGUGUCCAAAACCCAGAUUGCUAAUCACUGCUCUAAAACUUUAAUUUUUCCAUCAAAACGGAUGCCAAUGACCAAGAAAAAUCAACAAAAAACUGCUUCACAUUUCUGCAUCAUAAAUUAUCUCUCAGAAAAAUCACUUUGAACUUCCGAAUUCACAGCAAAAAAAAAAGUCACAACCUCUCUGUCACCAACAAUAAUAUUUAUUUCAUCUUCUACAUACGACAAAAAAGAAUCAAAUAGAAUCUUAGAGUUUCACAACUAAGUAAAAGCAAACCGAAACUCACUCAAACGCUAUUAACGCAACUCCAUCUUAUCAAUUAUUUUCUAAAAGUGAUUUAUGAGACAUAUUAAUUACUCAAUAAAUCAUAUGAAUAUAUACAUAGUGACAAGAGGAAAUAAGGGUCGAUAAGUUGAAAUUUUUUUCUACAAAAAAUGAAACUAUUUGUAAAUAGAAUAUGUGAAAUUUAUUAAAAGUGAAGCGAAUGUCGUAGAAAAAAAAUAUUUAAAAAAUUAAUCAAUUUGAUCAUUUUCAUGUCUUUUUUAUUAUUGAAAAAAAUUGCUCAAUUUCUAGUCGAGAAAUUCAUAAAAUGAGUGCUCAUUGGCUUACAAGCAUAUUAUUUUUAUUUUUUAAAAAAAAGUAAAUAUCAAAAACUGAUGGCAGCAAAUGUCACAUAAAUUAUUCUAUACACAGAUAAAGAGCGUUAAUUGAAUUUUAACUGAAUGAAUGAAUGUGAAUGUGCGACACAGAAAGUGAGAAUGAAUGAAUUAAAAAUUAAAAUAUAAAAAAAAUGAUGUAAAAUGGAAUUUUUUAUUACAGUGAAUUUAAAAUUAUUAUUGGGUUGAUGAAGAGUAAAUGAUGAAAAAUUAAUUAAAAAUGGUUAUUUGAUGAAUUAAUGGAAGUAAUGUAUGGAAUAAAUUUUCGAAAUGGCUUUGUUGAUAAUUGUUGAAAGAGUUUUUGGAAUUAAUGGUCGAAUUGAAAAAGGGUUUUUU